GUUUCUUUUUUUCUAGAGUCGCGCAGACUUUGUUUAUCAACAAAGCCCACUUGUCUUCCGUAUAGCUAUAGAUAAUUGCUGCCAUCAGCUGAAGGACACUCGAGGAGUAGUUGUCUAGCUACAUACAGCAAGCUGCAUCUGCCCGGCCGGAAAUCAAGACAGCAGCAGCAGCAGCUGGCGGCGCUGGUGGUUGUAUUUGUGGCAGGAGAGUGAGUGUGAGAGAGAGAGUCCCAUGGUCAAAACACACUCUUUAUUAUGAAGCGUGCCGGGCAUGGGCGAGGUCCCACGUUUAGUCAAGUCCGGUGAGAAACCAACGACAAAACGAUUCGACGUCGUAAAUUUGCCCCGUUUGUGUCAGAGUGAAGGAGUUUGUUGUUUUGUGAAAGGGGAUUUCUCUUUAUAUACAACCCGGUGACGUAAAUCUUGUGUUUACAGUUACGAGAAAGGGUCGCUCGCUUGGAGUUUUUAGACUAAAACGACGGAUGUUUCCGUUGAAGGAAUGCUCGUCAUCUGUGUUACUGAGCGCAGGAUAGCGCAUCACUGUUUGUGAGCCAGAAAAAGAGCUCUCACUCACGUAGCAACAACAAACAACAACUCAGGUGAUGUGUCAACGCGGGUGAUUUCAGCUUAUAGGAAAACAGUGAAGUAAAUUAAAGAAAAAAAAGUGACAUGUUCAAUUAACCGCCAUUCGAGUGACUUGCUGUGGAAACGGUUGGAAACGCAGCGCGUCAACAAACCGCCCGGAUACGAUAAGGCGUGAUAAAAGGCAGAAAGACACGAGCAAGGAGAAUGCAGUAAAGAAUAAAUAAAGGAGAAGCCUACAAGAUGGAAGACACAAUUAACGCCGAGUUUUUAACUCCACUCCAGGCCCUACUGUGGAAGCGGCAACGCGAUCUCUUCAAUGCCAGGGUGCUACAUUUCCUCCUGUGGACAAUGAACGAGAAGGAGUCACAUGAGGUUGAGACAGAAGAUCCCCGCCCCAAUAAAGGUGAUCAUGAAUCAGAGGUACAGCAGGAGCAUGGACAGACUGAGUUGCGCACAAAUUCAUCCACUGAUCGAGCGGAUGAAACCAAAGGACUUGACGAUGAAAGAUUACAUCCUAUGUUACCUAUAUACAUACCAAAUCAGCUGGGAACAGAAGGACCAAAGGAACCGGGAGGAUAUGUUCGGAGGCCUGGAUUCAGAAGCAAGUCCGGUAUUGGGCCUCCUCCACGCCCAUUCAAGAAGGCAAGAUAUGCUUGGGAAAUAAAGAAUUACGAACACACUUUAAAUAAUAUGACUCAGAAUUUAGGUGAGUGCUCAACUGAUCUUCAUGAUGAGAGCCAAGAUUCACAGUCUAGUGAUGUGAAUAGUGAAGGCAGUCAAGAAGAUGGCGUUUUAGACCAUCGAGAAGGUUUAUUGCCUGGUACUUUAGAAAGAGCAGCUUUUAUGGAUCCCAGAGCGCGCCCACGACCGGAUUUAAUGCCACCCAUCAUGCCAGCACCAUAUCCCACAACAUAUGGUAUGAUGACUGCACCCCCUCCUCCAGAUAGUGGUUUGCGCCCAAGUGACUGUAUGAAGGAGGGUCAGCAAGUUCCUCCAGACCCUGAUGCUGGUAUAUUGAGAUGGCAUACAAGACAGUUGUGUCGAAGUAUAUUUGAUAACACUGUUAACCGAAUGUUAGAAAACAUGGGGUUCUCUCCAGUCACAGAAAGAAGUCAAGGGAUCCAUCCCUUGUUAGUCUUAAGUUUAAGUGACGAUGAAGAGCGCGAGGCAGAUGAGGCCCAGCAACGUGCAUUAGAAAAUGAGGCACUGACUGCAGCUAUGCACCACAAAGGACUUUUUCUGCCUCCUUAUCAUUACGACGCUUUAGAAAGUGGUGGAACCACCACCGACUAUGAUUCUUCAGAUGAUGACAGUGACCUUGGGGAAGAUCCAGUUCCUGAUGAUCUGUCUCAUGAAACUCACUUGCACAUGACACACAUGAUCAGCAGACCCUUGCCGCGAGUACCUGUCAUUCCCACAAUGCCAGCUAUGCCGGCUACUCCCACUGAACCUGUUGCUCCCCCAUGCCCCCAACCUGUUUCCCCUCACCUGAUUCCGCCCCAACGGCCUCAAGAGCCAGACUGUGAUGAGCAUGCCUGUGAUGCUGCGGUACCUAGGAAAGAUAUAAAUUCUGAAGAGGAAGAAUCUGUUCUAGACAACAAUAAAAACUCUGUAGUUGGGGACCAGAAUGGCUGUAUGACUGAGGAUACUGAAAGUAGAGGUUCUGCUGAGAGACAAGUAGUGGAUACUCCUAAUAACAAAACUGAAAACGAAAACAACAACGACAAAUAUUUUGUAGACCAAGCCAUUGAAAUGGCUAUCAAGCAACAGGGCUUGGGUUACCAACAAGCGUGAUGAUGUCCCCACAGUCUCUAGUUAGCUUGAUCAAUUUGCAUUUCUCUGUUUCUGCCAUCCCUUCCUGUGAGUGUUGCCGAAUGUGUGAAUAUUAGACUAGAUUUUUUGCCGAACAUUGAGAUUGUCGUUACUAUGUUUGCUGUCAUCUGCCAUAAUAUCAUGACGAUUUAAGAGAGACUUAAAGAAAAAUCUUUGCUAAUGAAAGUCCAUAGGUGAUGAAGGGACAUGGAGCUCUAAUGGUAUUUUCCUAGUCUUUUCAGUCAAAGUAUGUUUAUAUUUUCAGAGCAUGAUACUCAUUACUUUAGGGUUUAUUUAUAGAAUUCUGAAUGUCAAAUUAUAUGUGGCUUUUGUAGUGAUCAAGUUAAACUUAAACUUUUGAAGCUGGCCUUUUUUGCCUUUUAAUAUUUUCUUGGUUUGGAAAAUUUAAACUGGUUGAUAAAAUCACAAUUUAAUUUUUGGUAAUGAGAAAAUUGUUACAUGGCAUCAAACGGUAGGUGAAAUUAAACUUAACUUGACCGCUAUAGAAGACAUUAUUUCCAAUCUGACUUUGUUUUGUAUGAUAUUUGGGAACAAAGUCUCAAAAUAUUUUAUUGAAGAUUGAUAGUUUAAAGAUUAUUGAAGCUUUAAUACUUGCAGACUAUGUUAGGUUGUAGCAAAAUGUUCAAAAUUUAUUGUGCAUUUUGUUUUUCACAAGCUGAUCUUUGUUCACUGAAGUUGAUUGGCUUACAGUACAUUCAUUUCAAUGAAUUAUCAAGACUUGCUUCAACCUGAUGUAAGAUCUCAUGUUUCAUAUACUUUUGACACUAAAAAUAUCUCAGAUUGCUGUGAAAGAGUUCCUUAGUUUUAAGACCAAAUCAGAUUGUAUUUAUGAACUCUUUAUUAUGAAUGAGCCAUUUUCUGGUAGCUGACUCAGAUAAGAUUUCUAGGCUAUUAGUGAAAGGCUUACAGUAAAUCACACAUGAUUAGGAGCUUUCUGAAUCUCACUACAAAAGUACUGUAUGGUAUUUUGUACAAAUGCUGUUAUAAAAGCACUUGCGACAAUUUCAUGCCAGAAUGAAAGGGAUUUCUCAGAUGUAAAUGCAUGGGCGUUUGAUUUAUCGUGAGGGCCAUAACAUAUGGGCAUAGACUGUGAAUGCCUUUAUAAAGGAAUAGAUAAAAGUAUAUAGUCUGAUGAUGCCAUUGUGUUUUUCUUAAAAAUCUUGUCUGCAGGUAAGUUGAGCAUACUUAUCAGGACCAGCGUAGCAAUAGAAGUGGUUUGGUGGAGUUAAUCAGCUUGGCAUUGCAAUCCGUCCUAUAGAUUAGUUGCAGGACUUUAUGACCCAGUUUUUUUGGAGUUGUUUGCUGUAGUCUCUGUUAUUUUUUUUAUCUUCAUUGUACCCUUGCUUUAGUAGUUACAUGAAUAUUAUCAAGAGCUCAGUUUUGUAAGGUAUAUUUAGUAGUCAAUUUGCUUUCAAACUAUUGAAUUUUUAUUUAGCUCAUAAAAAUGUUUACUUUACACUUUUUUACAAAUAAAGUUAACUCAUUAUCUCACAUUUAGCACUCUCAUACAUUGAAGUUUUUCAUGAAGAAUCUUAACUGGUUGUGAUGCUGUAAUGUUAAAUAGGUGAAGUAUAUAAUUUCUUGAGGACUUGUUUUCCUCUUUAAAUUUUAUGCUUUUUGUCCAUUGAUACUGGGUCUUGGGAUUCUGUCUCCAACCAUUUUUGUAUUGCUUAAAGUUGAUGCUAUUAUGAAUCCUUAAAGUUUGAAGAGCAUUUCACCAAUGUAAUGAGUUAAGAUGGCACAUUAUUUGCUCUGUCUGGCCCUGAAGGAUAUGCUUUACUAAUUACUGUAUACAUGUGACAAAAUCGGAAUUAUCAAGUUUGGAUUUGGUUUUUCACUUUGGCAUGUCAUUUUAAAUACUUAAGGUUUUACAUUGAUUAAAUGGUAUUCAAGGUAAUAUGCUAUGUUAAUACAUUUGUUAUUGAAGUAGUUUUCUGAAAAGAUUUAUCUUUGAUUUCACAAUGAGUAAUGUUCAUAAUUUUGGGUGUAUGCAAGCUCUUUCAGCUCUUAAAUAUAGACAUGAUUCUUAACUCCUUGGGCACAGGAAAUAUAGGCAUGAUUCUUAACUCCUUGGGCCAUUCCUGUGAAGACUGUAAAGUGUAGUCAUCAUCUUAAAUGAAUGGUAUCUGCAUUCACUUUGUGGAUACCACACACUCGUGAAAUUUAGUGUGACUUCACAUCCAUUCAAGUGGUUAUUUUACUUCAUAAAGAAGGUGUUUCUAACUAACCCAGUAAGAAAAAUUAAGGUGCAUGCAUAAAAUUGAAAAAAAUAAAGUUCUGGGGACUAACUCCUACCCCUAAGGCUCAAAAUACAGUACAGUACUAGGACUUAAGUGGGGAAAUCAGACCAUAUGUUCCAAAACAUCUGCACUGCAAAAGAUGCCGUCAUGAAAGUAAAUACUUGAGGCAUAGUACAUAAAGAGUUCCUAUUUUCUGGAGAGAAAUAUGUAUAUUGAAUACAUAAAAGCCAAAAAGAUUUGGUGCUAAGCAACUAUUCUGUGUACUGUAAUUUAAAUUGUUUGAAGCCAAAUAUAUGCUCAGCAUUUGACAACAUUGAAAAGCUGCAUAAUUCAAUGCAUGUUGAAGAUCCCUGAAUCUGCACUGGAAUCUCCAAGUCCCCCCCUCCAUUAAUGUAAAUUCAUAGAGAACAGAAGUGUUGAAUGGCCUCUCUCUCUUCAUAAACAGUUAUUAACCAUACAAGUGACUCACAAGCAAAGUUAUUUUGACGAAGAAACAUUUGUAGCUAAUCAGUCACCAUUGUUCUAAGUAAGAGCCAAGUUUUCAGGAUUACAAAUAAAAUGCAAUAAAGAUGUAAACAACAUUUAAUAUAUUAAAAGGAUUGUGGUGGAUUUGUAAUGCUGUACUGUAGUAGAUAAACAAUGUAUUUACAGAUAAUACUAGUGGAUUGCAGACUAUUUUCAUUCCUGCAAGAACAUCAUGGUAUAAGAAGUCCAUAGUAUCAUUUACUGAGAUAAUUGUCAUAUGCUAUGGGUUUUCCUCUAUUUUUUACCUGUUCCCUUUGCAGUUUUGUUGGAGAAAAUUGCUAAUGUAUCUCUCUCUCUCUCUCUCUCUCUCUCUCUCUCUCUCUCUCUCUCUCUCUCUCUCUCUCUCUCUCUCUCUCUCUCUCUCUCUCAUUUUAUUUAUUUUGAAGCCUUAUAUUUUUAAGGUAUUGAUACCACUGUGAAAGCAGUGCAGUUAAAACAUUUUAACCAGAUUAUAUUAUUUGUUUAGUAUAAAGAAAGUGAGUGAGGGUUUGUUUUGCUGAGUACUAUAUGCAUACACCCAAAACUUUGUACAUUAUUCACUGGGGAAUAUGCUAACCUUGUAUUUUACAUGCCUGUUGAAUAUUUACAACCUGAUAGUUUUUUCUCCUCACAGGAGAACUCAUGCGUGCUACAUUUUGUAGCUGUUAUGGUUUAGUUAAGAGGACAGUGAGAGGGUGACUAUAUUGGAAAAGAGUGUAGGGAUAUGCUUUUUUUAAAUUUUAUAUUCUCAACACAAUGUAUGUUGACUAGCAAUUGAUGUAUGUGUUAUUUUGGAGUAAUAACAGGAUUGAUGUUAUCCAGUCAGAAUAGUAGGUGUAGGGCUACUUGAUUUACAAAUCGACUAAUUUUGUGUUCAUUCAAUUUUUCUUGAAUGAUUCUUUGUAAUCCUGUGGUUAGUCAUUUGAAAAUAUAACAUUACUUCGUCAAGUUUUUCAGUGGUUAAUAAUGAGGAUUAUGUCCUUAUAUUUAUUAUUCAGUCAACAGGAUAAGGUUUGCUUAACAUCUGCAGUCGAUGGGUACUGAAAUAGCCCAAGCUAAGAAUGUGGUUUUAGGAGAAACUUUCCUAAAUCAUGUAGUAGCUGAGAGUAUUCCCUUUACAUUGUGAUUUAUGGAUUUUUUUUUCAAACUGUUUAUGUCUUAGAAUAACACUCAUGACCAAAAACAAGAUUACAGUUCUGGUUUUUAAAGGGGUGUUAUGAACAAGAUCAUUUGUACAGUCUUGUGAAGUGAAGUAUGUGUCAUUGUGCAGUACUCAUAUCAGCAUGUCAAAUGGCUUCCAAGGUCCAUCUCCUGUUAUGUGUGCAUUUUACUGGAGGGUUUUAUUGAAACUGCAUAUUAUAUAGUAGGCGAAAGAAAUUCUUUCGUGGAAAUUUUCUUUUACCAUUCAUCUGGCAAUGUGAUAGUCUUCUUGGCAUAUGCUGGUUACAGAAUUCAUUCUUUAUCCAUACUUACAUUUGAAACUUUUGAAUAUUUUUUCCCUUGUGUGCCAUAUUCCACUGCUUCCACUAAUGUUUCCCAUUUGUAUCUCCUAAGAUAUAAAUUAUCUUCAUUUGUGUAAAUUCCUUGUUGUAUUACUUAAUUAGAAUUAUUCUUAACUUGAAAGAGUAAAUCCAUGUAAGAAAAUUGAACUUCCAUAGGUAGUUGGGUCUUUGCUAUGUGGUCUUGCUGCCUGGAAAAAGCAGUAUAUAACAUUAGUAAUUUUGAAAGUGAAAGUGAUUUUAUUUUAGAAGCAAAUUGUGAAAUAUCCCCAGUUAUCUUAUUCCCAUUGGCCAUAAUAGUUUAAGUGAGAUGUUAUAAUUGGUUUGCUUACUUAGAGAGAGCUACACAACAGAGAUGUCUCUGAAUAGAACAAAAUUUUUAUUUUCUUUUAGGUAUUGUUUAACUCGUGUCGAAGUGGCCCCAACUUUAUUCUUAAAAUUUUUUGGAAAUGUAAGUGUUGAUUUGGUGUUUCAACAAUUAACAGGAGUGAGUAAUAUAUGAUCAAAAAAUCAUUUUAAGUCUUGCACUUAUACUUUAGCCAUCAGUAGUACAUAAGGAACAGCAGCCUGUUAAACAUAUACAUACCAGGUUAUAUUUCUUGAAAGUACGCCAGGUAUAUUUCUUUUAUAAGAACAAAUCAGUGAUGACAGAUGUUGGUAGAAGAUUCUGGUGAUUGCAAAUGGUAGAAGGAUGGUGUUCACAGCUUGGAGACUAUUCAGGCUGAGAAUUGCUAGGUUGGUGUGGUUAAACCUUUUUUGUUAGCAAUGGUAAUGGACGAAAUAUAGAUUGCUACUAUAGCUGGUGGCCAGGAAUAUUUGCUGGUUAUUGGAAGAUCAUAGGUAAUUUGUAAAAAGUUUUAUGAAAAUUGCUUAGGUGCAUCUUUGUGACCCACUUUAAGAGUUAAAUAAUAGAUUUUUAAAGGCAAAAUUUUUCUGUUACAGUAUUAGUAAAACUUUGCAUAUAGAUGUAUAAAAACUUAUGAUAAACAUCACUAAUGUUUUUAAAAGGUUAACACUAAAAGCACAAUACUUUUUAAGAGACUUGGUCUCGGAAUUUAAGCUGGUAUUAUCUUCCAUAGAUUUGCCUCAGAACUCCAAUGUUAAAAUCAAGUAAAUGCAUGAAUUUUGGUGUAAUGUUUUAUAAUAGAAUAUACUAUAUAGGAUGCAUGAGGGGAUGUAAUUUCACUGUCCUUGAACAAGGGAAAUAAGUACUAAUUGAAGUUGGCUUUGGUUUUGAAUAGAAACAUUCCUUUUCUGUAGUAAGGUUUCUCUGUACUAUCAGUGUGGUUAGGCAUUAUGUUUUCAAUAAUUUGUUAGCAAAGGAUGCUUCGAUAAUUUAUGAAUGUAGUACAAUAUAUGUACAGUAUAUGUAUAUUUUAUUUUGUGAAAGUUGGGAAGGAGUUGGAUAGACUAACUGUUCAGAUAAAAUGACUGAUAUUUAUUAAAACACAAAAUAACGGAUAUUUAUUAAAGCACUUCCGAUUUGGUCCUCCUGUUAUUAUGAAUACGUAACAUACUGAACUCUGCUGAAUGUGGUUAGCUUCCAUUAUUGGGCAGUUCAAUGUAUUGCAGUAAUUUCUGUAGAGAUAAGCAAGGCCUUUACUCUUUAUUUUGCAAACCAUUGCUCUUAUACCUCUUAUGAUAUCAGAGUAACUUUUGUCUCCUUUAUUCUCAUUUUGAUUCCAAAUAGUUUGAAAAUAAGAAGUGGUGGCAUGUUUUCAGUUAAGUGAGGAUACAAUUCUUAAAAAGGAUUUGUUGGUUAACUUUAGUUCUUGAAAGUGUGCAUUUCUUUGUAGGAAUUGCAGUGCAGUGAGUUAGUACUUUGUAUAAUCAAACACAAAAUGUCAGGGAGUCAUGGUUAUUCAUAAUAUUGAGUAAAAAUAUGUCAUUGAGGUAUACAAAUUAUAUUAAAAUAGAGAAAAUUAUUAUACAAAAUGAAGUUCUAAGUUCAAAUCAGUCUUGACAUCAUAAAGUAUCUUAAGUGUUGACAUUUGGUCUCUUCCUUAAUCUGUAAUAAACAUGUAGUAUAUCUCUGUGUAAUGCAUAUUAUGCUCUUUUUCAUAUUUUGCCAAUAAUGUUAAGAUUUUCUUUCAUAUUAAUUAAUAUAUUAUGAAAUGUAACACUUCAAGAUAUUGCAUCAUUUUUUUUCACAGUAAUAGUUUUUUGUUAAGUUCACAAAAUUUUUUUUACUCCAGUAUUACAGUUUUAUUACCCAGAAGAACCAUUUUCUUUAAUGAGAAAAUAACAGUUGAGUUUGUUUUAUCGUUGCAAUUUUAUAGACUAUAGAUAUAUUAUAUGUUAAUUUUCUUAAGCAUUACAUAUUGGUCAUAUUACUUUACUGGAUGUCAAAAAAUUAUGGUAUCAUGGUAUGCUAGUCUCUUUGAUAACUUUGAAAUGCCAACCUAUCUUGCUUAACAAGAAUGUAAUGUCCGUGUACAAAUAAAGUAACUGCAGAAUGUGAACUAUUAUGAUGAUCAUAGGUAGCGUGAGAGGGCUUCCUUCAUCACAUUUAGGUGACAGGCCCUCCUGAUCUUGAGUACACAUCUUCAUUACUCUGACAAAUGUUCAGUUGUUAAUCCAUUUUCUUUAUUUUGCUUUUAAGCAGCUGUUAGCAGUCAUUGUUAAAUGACUGUGACAUUGGUAUUGAUAUUUUGUUGUCUUAUAUAUUUUGAAGUUCACGUCGUCGGUACCAUGUUGCGUUACAAUAUUCAGCAGAAGUGAAUUGUUUUUAAGAAUGCCAAUGUACCCAAUUAUAAUUUAGAUUCCCGUCAAAGAAAACAGAGAGCAAGAGCAUUAUGUAUCAUGGCUACAAGGUUUUAGGGUUUGACCAGGUGACAGUUUCUUUUCUUUACUGGACUAAUUAUUCCUGUGAGCUGUAAUUAAGUACGUACUAUUGUGCCUGCUGGCCUGUCACAAAAUUGAACAGGACUCGGUAGACUACUUAGCUUUGGAUUUGAUUGUAAAGUGGCAGCCUGGUCAUAAUUAUAAGUUUUUCAUUGUAAGGCUGGUAACUGAAAUGAAUUAUAAUACUAAUCAUUAAAUAAUUAUAAUUAAUUUCAAGGUUAAGGGCAAUGGGCAAAAUUGAUCUUUAAUGUUUGUUGCCUCAUUUCCACCAGAACUUGAUGGCAUGCUGCCAGAGUAAAACAAAGGCCGACUCUUGGCCAUGCCAUUGUAUGAAUAAUUUUUCUUCUCCAUGAAAAGCUUUAUCUGGGAGAAUACAGCAUUCCUAAAUGUUAAUGACUUUGACUUGCUGUAUUUAUCUUGCUCCUUUGUUAGUUAAGGAUGCACUUAGUUUGGUGACCACCUUUCAAUUGUGCAUAAACUGCUUAUGAAGGACAGUUGGAUAGACAACAAACCCUGGAUUAUUUGUGAGAUCACAAGGUACAAAUCUUGAUUUAAAUGGCACCUUACCCUUGCUUAUACAUUGUACCCCUUUGGGAUGGAUGCUUGGGGCUUUAAGUGUCUUUGGGUAAUUGGAUAUAGUAAAAGGUAGUUUACCCAGACCACUGAGCAACAGCUUUCAUGUUCUAUAAAGAUACCAGAUCGAAACAAAAGUUUAAAAUAUUGACUACACUUGAAAAGGAUAGACCAUGAUUUUUAUCAACUAAAUAAUUUUACUCCCAAUAUUUUACACUACCUGGAAAGCUCCUGUAAUGUACAAUAUGUAAAGAUGCCGUAGAGUUAAUUAGAAAACUCUCCUACUGCAUAAUCAUGAUAAGAGAAUCUUUACCAUUUCUCUACUUAAUAAUACAACUUUUCUGAGUAGAACACUUGAGUUAGCAACCACUAAGCUUUUUGAAAACAUGCCACCACAAAUUUUUAUUUAUAUUCAUCAGCUUCAUUGUCUGUAGAGGCUCCCAGCAUUAUUAUCCUCAAAAAUCUUUUAUGUUAUGGAUUAAGUAUUCAUUCCAUAAAUUAUAUGAACCCAGUACAUAUUAGUAAUGUGUACAUUUUUUGAGUGGUUGUUCAGUAUCAUUAAAUCCCUUUGUCUAAAAUAAAUGAUACUAUAUGGAGUUAAAAAUUAGAUAGUAUUAAAUUGGACUGACACUCUUCAUUCAAAAAGCGUAUUACUUAACAAUUCCAAUUUAGGAUUUGUGUUUUUCAGAAAGAUGAUGUUAUCAUUGAUUUUGUAGAACUAAGAAAAAGGCUUUGAUUAUUUUAGAAGAGGUUUCAAGCCUUUUAAUUUUCCAGGGUUCUUUUCAAUUUGCAACUCCAGGAGAAACAAUGAAGACGUACAUGUUUACUUGCCCCCUUUCCUAAUUCACCAUAUUGUUCAAACUUCCGUGAAUGAUGUCAUCAAUUUGUGUCUCUCGCAGGAUCUAAAGCUGAUAAUCUGGCCUUGCUUCUCUUUACAUACACCAACUUCAUUAGGUUGUACAGUUUCCAAGAACUAUUUUUUCUAUCGUCAUAUUCUAACAUUUCAGGUUGACUUGUGUGUCAUGGGUUCUCGAUGUCAACAGGUGGAGUGGGGAGUGGUUAUAACUAGUUUCCUGAGUGUUAAGAUUUGUCCGACUCCAAUAUCCCAACUUUCAGCCAUACCCAUUACUGAGUACUUCAAGAUCUCUUAGUAAUUUCAUUCCCAACCCAGCACAGAAGACAUAUAUCCUCUUAUCCCAUCUUGAUAUUCCCAUCAUGAAUAGAUGCAAUAGUUGAUGUACGUACUUUUCAAAAUUUCUCAAAAUGUAUUAUUUUUUAAACACCUUCAUUUAAAUAGGAAACCUAUCUCCAAACACUGCAAACUGUACUUCACCUGCUGGAGCAGAAGGACGUUUUACCACUUGUGUUAAGCUGGGACAUCUUAUUUUGCAUUCAGUCACUGUCUUGGUACUCAUUUAGCAGUUGCUUUGGAUGUGUAACUUUUUCUAUAUCUGCAGAUUAAAAUGCAAUGUAUGUAAUUGAAUGAUUAUUUUUUUCUGUUGUAAUUAUCAUUUCUUUACAGAGAUGGAAGUAGAGUAGUCAAGUCAAACAACACGAGCUUUAAUUUGGCCUGAAAUAGAUAUAAUAAAGAGGUUUCAUGUAAAGAGAUAUCGUACAGAAUUAAGAUCUUGCAUUUCUCAGAUAUGAUAUUAGAAUUCAUGUUCAGAAAUUUUUCUCUCUCUGUAUUAUAAAACUUGUGAAGUUUAAAUGUGGCUCCAGUAGUAUCAAAGCUCACACACUUGCCUUUAAGACCCCUCCUAUCAAAGUAGGCAGUUCCAGGUUUACAUUUUUUUUAACAGAAAUGUGAAGAGAUAUACAAACAGACAGAUGUGCCAUGCUUUGCAGUCUUUUUCAAACUAAAUUUGCCUUUUUUCUUCUGGUAAAUGGUGUUUAGAAUUUUAUGUUCUUUUCACCUUUGUCAUCAUGCCAUAUCUCCCAUGAAUUCUUGUUUGUUCUGUCUGGGCAGUCUUCUUAACAUUAGUAUUCUUUUAUUCAUUUGUGAUUUAUGUUAUGUACUGAAGGAUUAUUUCUACCGAGAGUAUUUACAACUUUAUUGUUAACAUUUUAUCAUGACUUCCAAAGUGCUAUUCUUUUAAGGUUUAAAGUAGAUUUUCCCUUUAAACCUUUUAGGUUGAUUUGUGCAUUAACUGAGGCUUCUUUGGCUAUCAUAAUGGACUUUUCAAAAUGGUUGUUAUCAAGAAGAUAGCAACAUCAUUUAUUUGAAUACCACCAUUUCAAUUAUAAAAUUGUUCAGAAUAAAGGAAGAAACACAGUUUAUGGGCAUUUAGAGGUUAUUGAUUGUGAUUUUUGAGUUGAGGUGGUGAGAACUUACUGGCUUGUUCCUUCUCUUUUGAAUGUAAAAGGGAAAUCUUGUGUAAAUAUGUAGUGUUUGAUAUGCUGUCAACCAUAUAAGUCUUUCAGUUGCUUUUUAUGUUUGUAUGUUCCUGUAAUGUGAUGUCAUAGAAAAUGUGAUGAACAGGAAUAGCAUUUAAGCUCAUAACCUGUCCUUACAUUUGAAUUAAGAUGAUCGCACUCAUUUUAAUGAAAACAUACUCUCUCAGACUCGUGUUUUGUCAAGCACAAAUGGAACAAUAUUUACGGUCUUAGUAUUUUUUUUUUUUUUUUUUAAAUACUUGACAUGCACAAGAGUGGGCGGUGGUUAUUCACUUCAACAAGGGCUUUACAGUGCUCAAAGCUUUUGAGUGCUGGGGGAUUUUGAAUCUCUCCUUUUUUCUUUUUCUUUUUUAUUUACAUGUUCUUAAUAGAGAUUUUUCAAAAGCUCAACUUUAGAUGUAUCAUAUGUCACCUACAACAUGAAGAUGGUGUUUGAAUAGGGUUGAAUGAGGAAUGUGCUUGAGAGGAAUUGUUUGUUUGCUCCUGUUUGGUAAAAAUGGCCAAUUUGUCAUCAGAAGUUCACUUUCAUUGUACUUGCUGAGAGAUGGAACUUCAUGAUAAACCAAAGGCUAUUUGAAUAAGUAAAAUGAUUUUAAAUUGGUAUAUAAAUGUAAAUCAUUGUAAAGAAGAGUUGAGUAAUUUGGUUAACCUUAAAAUAUUUUGAGGCUAAAGAAAUAUGGUUGAAGUAAGAUUUGAUGGAACAAGAGUUAAAAAGGACUCCCAAAUUUAAUUGAAUUGGUUCAUUUUGUACAUAAAGUAGCAAAAUUAUAUGUAUAGGGUUUAUUUACAAUGUUAGAUAUUGAUAUAUUAUUUUUUGUUUCUUUUUUACUUUUUUCUUCAAGACAAUUGUUGAAUGUACAUGACACUUACAUAAUGUAGCAUGCUUUAUUGGAAGUGAUAACUUCAUUUUGUAUGUAAAAAGUCAUUCUGAUUAGAAAUAUUUGUAAACACUUUAAGUUUGGUUCAAAAAGUGUCCACCAUCUUGAAUUGUCUGUCUAAGUGUCUAUUCCAAAAGGUGUCAUUGAAUUUGAAAGUACCAUUUUCACAGAAGUAUAUAUUGUUGCAUCUCUGCAACCUUUUCACACCAACAAGGGAUUGCUGUUGACAUUAUCUCAGUAUGUAGUAUGUUUUAAAGCAGCACCUUUCAUGUAUAUAGUGGUGAGCUGCAUUCAACAAUAGUCUCCAGAAUUAAUCCACACUUAAUAGGAUUUUCCACAAGUAUGGAACGAAGAAAGUUUUGAAAAAGAAACAGAAAGGAAUGACAUAUAUUUAGUUGGUGUUUAUUAUUUUGAAUUUUAUAUUGAGAUAAAAAUUAUAUUUAUUUUCCUUUAGCAAGCAUUUACUUUUCUUGAGGUGCUAAAGAGUUGAGUUUUUAAGUGAACACUUGUCAUACUUCCUAAAUUUUCAUUUUUAUCAUUUCCGUAUUUUUUUUUUUUUAACGUUGAACCAUCUGCACAAUACUGUAGGCAAAGUUCAUUUUUCAGUGGACUUGUUAUUAGAUGGCAUUGCCUUCUGAAUUGAUAAUGGUGAACUUAAUUUUGUGAAAUGUAUUGCCCAAUUGUGUUAUACUUCCCAUCCUGUGCAGCUGGAAUGGUAAUAGCAGCUCAGUCUUAGUCAGCUGAAAGAGAAAAUGAAUCUGAAAAUAAAAAGUGUUUACCUAAUUUUAGUUCCAUCAAGGAGCAUGAUUCUUUGUUCCCUGUGACAUAGUUUUUAACUGAUUUGUCAAAGGUGAUUUUCUCUUGGAUGCUUUUAUUUUCUUGUGAAGUUUUUUAAAAAGCUCAUAUCACAAUAAGAUAAAGAACAUUUUCUUAAUCUCGCAACAAAAUGCAGUACUGUAUCUGGAUAUACAGCAUACCAUUUGCCUUAAACCAUGUUACAAAAAUAUGGUUGGUAGCAGAUCCCUUCAGCUGAUGAAGCCUGAAAUGAAUAUUUGUGAAAGCCAUCUUCUGAGCUAUGAUACUUUCUCUAUUAUAGUUUAUUUUUAUAAUUAUGAUGCUGUGCUUCAUUUAUUAUUAUUGUAGAAAAGCUGUUUCAGUCUGAAACUGAAAAUAACUGUGAUCACAACUUACUGAAAUUCACUAGACGUUGUUUAAGGAGUUCUUGUGAUGAUGUGUGACGACAUAUUGCAGCGUCUUGUGAAAGAUGCGGUGGCAAUUUUUAAUGGGACACCAUUGACUUUUGGGAAAGUAUUUUUGCGUUGGAAAUUCCACUUUGAAACGGCUGUGGAGAGGAAAGUGUUGUCACUCUCCAAUCUCAAAAGUAAGGCUUUGUGAAUUAUAUACAUGAUUGGUAGCUUUAUAUGAAUUCUAUUUGGGGUAUUAGGGAAAGCUAGAAAAAAUCAUGGCAUAUGCUUUGUACUAUACCCUUGGCUGUAAAACAAAACUAAAUAAAAAUGUUCUAGUA
This is a messenger RNA of Macrobrachium nipponense, 14875 nucleotides long. RefSeq lists its product as uncharacterized. The record is from RefSeq and is a predicted model, not a curated record. NCBI's taxonomy places the organism in Eukaryota, Metazoa, Arthropoda, Malacostraca, Decapoda, Palaemonidae. Bases 826 to 2379 code for a protein of 517 amino acids. The transcript has 2 exons.